Molecule: messenger RNA, 1425 nt
Organism: Synchytrium microbalum
Lineage: Eukaryota; Fungi; Chytridiomycota; Chytridiomycetes; Synchytriales; Synchytriaceae
Exons: 1
Coding region: 1-1425 (474 amino acids)
Biological process (GO): regulation of transcription by RNA polymerase II; negative regulation of DNA-templated transcription
Cellular component (GO): nucleus
Molecular function (GO): RNA polymerase II cis-regulatory region sequence-specific DNA binding; DNA-binding transcription factor activity, RNA polymerase II-specific; metal ion binding
Source: RefSeq, a predicted model, not a curated record
AUGGAGGAAUUGGAAUUGACUCGUAGCCAAUUAAAGGAACUGCGAGAUCUUGUAGCUGUAGAUCCAGGAAAUGCGACAGAUUUAUUAGAGGCUAUUACUGGUUUGGAAGAGCUGGAGAUAUUGCAGUCUCAAUUGAUUGCAUCGAACGAAGCGUCUGCAGUUGCAACGUCAAAUGAGGCUUCAAAUAAUUUAGAGGGAGAUAACGAACACGAUACAGACAAUCUAUUCGAAUCAGGAUCGCUAUGCUGUGUACCGUAUCAGACAAGUGACAAAACCACUGUGCUACUUCCAGCAAUAAUACUCGUGUCUGAACCUUCCGCGGUCAAAGUCUUGAUCUCGAACCCAGUAGACACUAUCACUACUCCGUGCCCAGGAUUUCUAUCUUCAACCUGUAAAAAAUCGAAUUGCAGACAGUCUCACGGCCUCGAUAUUGACUCUGAACUGGUGUUUGAUAUAGACAUAGUUACCUCGCAGGCUGUCAAAGUGGAGGGAAGAGCUCUUUGUAGAUAUAGUGACGAUAUCUAUUACAUGGCACGAGUAUUAGAGAAGAGAUCUGACGGGUCGUAUUUGGUGCAAUAUGAAGGGUACACGGACAAGCAGGUCGUAAAACCCGAUCAGAUAAUACCGCACGUAUUAGAUAAUCCAGUUAAUCCCUCUGCAAAUGAUAGCAAUGAUGGUAACGAUGACAAGGACGAUAAUGCUAGUGAUGAAGGCCUGGAAGGAUACGAGUACGGUGAUGAAUCUGGUGACGAGGAGUCAGGGGACGAAGCUACGACCACGUUUGCUCGUAUUCAUUUCGCUACUGAAAGUGGUGAAUCAUUAGGUGAAUGGGAGCAGCAUACGAAAGGCAUUGGCUCGAAACUCUUGGCUAAAAUGGGGUAUAGGGCUGGCAUGGGCCUUGGUAGAGAUAAUCAAGGCAUUGUAACACCUAUAGAAGCCGAUAUUAGAGUAUCCAAACGAGGUCUUGGUGCUGAAGAGAUCCAAAAGACGAAGAAGAAACGGAAGAGGAAGAAGAAGGAUGUUGGCAACAAUAACGUAGGAGCAAGUAAAAUCAAACGGAAUCGUAAAUCAGCUACAGCCAUAUUCGACUUUUUGAAUCGAAAAUUGAAUAACCAACAACAUCAUGAAACCAUUGCUGAAAAGCAGCCUGUAGACUCGAAAGACGCCAAACCUCAAGUCAGCACCAGAGCUUCCAUAAAUGUACAGCUUCUAAAGCUUCAAGAACGUGAAGAAGUUAUCAAGAAGGAUCUAGCUCGAGCUAGAGAAGCUCUGACACGAAAUAAGAAGGACGCCGUUGUGGCAAACCAGUAUCAGCAACGUAUAGAUCUGUAUGAGACGGCUCUAGAAGCACUGGGACGAAAACAACGAGAACUUACCAACAAGCAAAAAGUUGACAAGGAUAGAGCUAAACUCACAAUAUUUUAA